AUGAAUGAAUGAAUGUAUGAACUGUGUUGGUUUGGAGAUCUAACUUUUUAAAGUUGUACUUGGUGUAAAAGCUCUGAGAACAACUGAAUCAGGGUAAAUAAAUACAAAUGGAGGCAUGGUUCCAGAAGAAAAAGGUGUCCCUUUAAAGAGUUGGGGUGCUAACUCGUGACUUCCCCUCCCCUCAUAUAUAAAUGCGGGCGCUCUCCCCCUCUUGCUGCAGUCCCCACCAUGAGUUCCACCGUUGAGAGCCACUUCUUCGGGCCGAGCGGGCUCCGUAAACCUCGGCCAGCCUCGGUGUCCUCCAUCGGCUUCCACUCCCAGCGCCGCCGCCUCACCUACAGCAACCAACCGUCCUCCGGGGACAGUGUGGACACCUUCAACGGGGACAUGUCCCGCAAGAGCGAAAAGGAGAUCCUGCAGGCGCUCAACGACCGCUUCGCCGGCUAUAUCGACAAGGUGCGCAGCUUGGAGAUGCACAACCGCAACCUGGAGGAGGAAGCGGCAGCCCUGCGGCAGUGUCAGAGCGGUCGCACCUCGGUGGGGGAGAACUACGAGCGGGAGCUGAACGACCUUCGGGGGCUCAUGCGGCAGCUGAGCAGGGAGAAAGGUCGCACGGCCGUGGAGUACCAACGCCUGGAGGAGGACAUCCAGCAGGUCCGGGCCCGUCUGGAAGAGGAGGCGCGCAGCCGGGAGGAGCUGGACGCGGCCGCGCGGGCUAUGAAGAAGUACGUGGACGAGUGCCAGCUGGCCAGAAUGGAGCUGGACAGGAAGCUCUGCGCCCUGGACGACGAAGCCGCGUUCCUCAAGAAGAACCACGAAGAAGAAAUGGCCGAGUUCCUCGCUCAGAUUCACGGCGCGGAGGUGACUUUUGACCUGCGUGACUCGCCCAAAGUGGACGUGACUGGAGCCUUACGGGAGAUCCGUGCACAGCUCGACCGCCACGCGACCAACAAUGCCACACAAGCUGAGGACUGGUUCAAAGUGCGCUUGGAGCGUUUGACAGAUGCGGCCAGGUCCAACCAAGAUGCCAUUCGAGGGACACAAGAGGAGAUCGUGGAAUACCGUCGUCAGCUGCAGAGUCGCACCAUCGAGCUGGAGACUCUCAGAGGAACCAAGGAGUCCUUGGAGAGGCAGCGUACGGAGAGCGAGGACAGACACCAGGAUGACCUUGACUCACUUCAGGACACCAUCAGUCAUCUGGACUCUGAGCUGAAAAAUACAAAAUGGGAAAUGGCCAGCCAGCUAAAGGACUAUCAGGACCUUCUGAAUGUGAAGAUGGCCCUAGAUAUUGAAAUAGCGGCUUACAGGAAGCUGCUGGAGGGUGAAGAGAGUCGUCUUGUGCCAGGAAGUCCCUACUCCUAUUUUGAUAGUAGAAUUUCAGCGCAUCUAAAAGUCAAAGAAGAUAAAGUGAUUGUUCAAGAGCAGACAGAUGAGACCCAGGUCACAGAGGUGACAGAGGAGGCGGAAGAGGAGGAAGAAGGUGAAGAGAAUAAAGAAGAGGAGGAAUGCAAAACAGAGGAAGGAAACAAAGGAGAGGAAAAGGAGAAGGAGAAAAGAGAGGAAGUAGGUGAGCAAGAAGAGAUUCCCAAAUCACCAGAGGAAGUCGCAAAUUCUCCUCAGCCAAAAUCUCCUCCCAAAUCACCAGAAAAAGUCCAGAAUACUCCCCAGCCUAAAUCUGGCCCCAAAUCACCCGAGUCCAAAUCACCACCAGCCAAAUCUCCCAUGGCCAAAUCCCCUGCAAAGUCACCCAAAUCCAAAUCUCCUCCAAACAAAUCCCCACGGUCUAAAUCUCCCCCUCCCAAGACACCUGAACCCCCGGAGAAGGAGAAGGUCAAGCCCGCACCUGCUUCCAAAGAUGACACGAAAGGGGAGAAAAAAGACAAGCCUGAGUCUGUCAAAGAUGAAAAGAGCGAUCCAUCCGUUCAAGAGGAAAAGGUCGAACAACCAGUAAAGGAGAAGGAGAACAAGGAGAAAGAAGCAGAGAAUAAAAAGGAGAAGGAUGACAAACCUGACGUAAAAAAAGACAGUCAAACAACUGAGGUGCCAAAGAAGGAAGAAACUCCAAAACCUGCAAAGGCUGCAGAGAACAAAGCUCCGGCCUCCAAACCAAAAGAGGAGGCUCCUCCCUCGGUUGAGGAGAAGCCCUCGGCUCCUAAACUGGCAAAGACAGAGCCAGAUAAGAAGCAGGAGGAGAAACCUACCCCUAAAGUUGAAUCUGAGAAACCAGAAGAGAAAAAGGAGACCAGUCAAGGAGCUGCCGACGAAGGGAAGACGAAAAAAGUGGCAAAAGCUCCUGGCACCGAGUCCAAAGACAGUACGGAGAAGGCCAAAAAUUGAAGAAGAGUGGACUAAAAAUAAACUUUACGGGUGAGAUCAGGAAGGACGCUCAAGCAUAACUAAGCAAUCUUUAUUUUUAUUGACCUACUUACUAUAUACGCACCAUUCAUGCUAUUAUGUCUGUUGGCAACGCUGUUUAUUAAGCUCCUUCAGUGAAUGUGACAGCUGCCUUUCAAUAUUAAGUGCAUUUAUACUGUACCUGCACUAGCCCUCAAGGAGAGAUGCCAAGCUGAACAUAAUGGUCCCAAAUAAUAUAUUGAAAUAUACUGCAUACAACUAUCUAUAUUAUAUUUGCUAUGUUAGAAAGAUUAGUCAGACAGACUUGGCUGCUUGUGCACUUUAAUGUUUCUCUUCACAGGUGAGACGUCUCUCUCUCUCCUCUGGCCUGACUGUGAUAUGUACGAACCUGCUAAAUAUGCAACACAAAACAAAAAUAAAGAAUAACAAGAAAAUUGUGUGGCUUAAGUCGGCAGGGGAAGCCAUCACGCGGGAAGCUGAGAUGAAGAUUCGCGAAACGAAAUGUUGAGGCUGAAAGGUAAAAUGCAGCAAGACUUGCCUGCAUUGCAGUGGAAGGAGGAGGGGUGGAGACACUGCACCCGUCCCCCCCUGUCCCGCAAGCCUUGCUCAUUUAUAAAUGAGGUGCAGUGCAGCAUAACGCCACAAGUAAAUUUCCUAUUUAGUCACAUAUUUCCAUCACGUCAUUAGUGAUACACGACAUUUAUGUGCCCCCCCUCCCCUUUUAUCUUUUUAUACUAAUUAGCCAUUAACAGAAUAAGAGUUUUGGUGUGCAAGUUAAUACUACAUUUCCAGAUGAUAACCUUAAAAAAACAAGACACAUCAAGAGUUAGGAUUACAGGCUAAACUAUGGCUAAACUUUUGGUACUGGAGAGUAGCUGACAUUGAAAACCAUGUGGCAUUCUGCUUUCCACACCAUCCAAUCUAUUUAUUGGAUAUCAAGUGUGCCCAAGUGACACAAUGAUAAAACAAAGUUAAAGUGUGUUUGAUUGAAUUGUCCUGGCUAACCUUAUGCAAUCAAUGAACACGGUGCCAGUGUAAAUAGAGCAGCGAU
Messenger RNA from Hippocampus comes (tiger tail seahorse), 3406 nucleotides. RefSeq names its product neurofilament medium polypeptide. Gene Ontology annotation, biological process: intermediate filament bundle assembly; axon development. Bases 229 to 2337 code for a protein of 702 amino acids. The transcript is spliced from 5 exons. NCBI's taxonomy places the organism in Eukaryota, Metazoa, Chordata, Actinopteri, Syngnathiformes, Syngnathidae. Gene Ontology annotation, cellular component: axon; neurofilament. Gene Ontology annotation, molecular function: structural constituent of postsynaptic intermediate filament cytoskeleton. The record is from RefSeq and is a predicted model, not a curated record.